UAGACCCGGAAGUGGGGCGGUACUGCUGUUUUGCUGUCGAGUCACCUCUGUCAGGAUGGAGGAAAACGAGCUGCUAUCAUGCUGAAAAACGAAGGAUCCCGACAACCAAGCAUCAUCAACCGGGACAGUUAGGCAUAAGUAACCGUUUAUCUUGACUGCUGUAUUGUUUUCUGUAACGCUUUUGCCAAAAUGAUGGAAGAAAUCGACCGGUUCCAAGUACCUCCAGUCAACGGAGAGACACAGCCUUUGGACCCAGCAGCAUCCUCCACCUCAGAGACCGACCCUGACACCAAGGGAGAGACUAUGGCCAUGAACUACAAGCCCUCACCACUGCAAGUCCAAAUAGAGAAACAGAGGGACCUUGCCAGGAAGGGAUCAGUGAAGAAUGGCACUGUGGGAAGUCCUGUCAACCAACAACCCAAGAAGAAUGCCAGGACAAGGUUGGUGGUGCCAAACAAAGGCUACUCCUCUUUAGACCAGAACCCAGAUGAGAAGCCCCUGGUAGCACUGGACACUGACAGUGAUGAUGACUUCGACAUGUCCAGAUACUCCUCAUCAGGAUACUCCUCAGCCGAGCAGAUCAACCAGGACCUGAACAUCCAGCUCCUGAAGGAUGGGUACCGGCUCGAUGAGAUCCCGGAUGACGAGGACCUGGAUCUGAUCCCCAAAGCAGUCAACCCCACCUGCAUGUGCUGCCAGGCUGCUCCCUCCACAGCCUGUCAAAUUCAGUAGCAAACCCCGCCCCCCCCCACCCCCCCAAAAAAAACAACAACAAAAAACAACAACAACUACUGACCAGAGUGGCAGCAAAGAGGAAAAACUAUCAACUGGCAGUGGCACAAAGGGAAAUUAAGA
Molecule: messenger RNA, 855 nt
Organism: Perca fluviatilis (European perch)
Lineage: Eukaryota; Metazoa; Chordata; Actinopteri; Perciformes; Percidae
Gene: fam219aa
Product: family with sequence similarity 219 member Aa
Source: RefSeq, a predicted model, not a curated record